Molecule: messenger RNA, 1607 nt
Organism: Platichthys flesus (European flounder)
Lineage: Eukaryota; Metazoa; Chordata; Actinopteri; Pleuronectiformes; Pleuronectidae
Product: serine/threonine-protein phosphatase PP1-beta catalytic subunit
Exons: 8
Coding region: 110-1093 (327 amino acids)
Biological process (GO): circadian regulation of gene expression; regulation of circadian rhythm
Cellular component (GO): cytoplasm; nucleus
Molecular function (GO): protein serine/threonine phosphatase activity
Source: RefSeq, a predicted model, not a curated record
AGCGCCGUGUUCCUGAAUGGGAGGAGGGCGGCGGUGAGGCUCAGUGCGGUGAGGCGGUGCCUUCACUGCUCCACACUGCGGAGGGAGGCCGGAGCUGCUGGGUACAGAAAUGGCGGAGGGGGAGUUGGACGUCGACUCGCUGAUUUCCAGGCUUUUAGAGGUGCGAGGAUGUCGUCCGGGGAAGAUUGUCCAGAUGACGGAGGCUGAGGUGCGCGGCCUCUGCAUCAAGUCCCGGGAGAUCUUCCUCAGUCAGCCAAUCCUUCUGGAGCUGGAGGCUCCGCUCAAAAUCUGUGGUGACAUCCACGGACAGUACACAGACCUGCUGAGGCUCUUUGAGUACGGCGGCUUCCCGCCAGAGGCCAACUACCUGUUCCUGGGGGACUACGUGGACCGAGGGAAGCAGUCGCUGGAGACCAUCUGCCUGCUGUUGGCCUACAAGAUCAAAUACCCCGAGAACUUCUUCCUGCUCAGGGGCAACCACGAGUGUGCCUCCAUCAACCGCAUCUACGGCUUCUACGACGAGUGUAAACGCAGGUUCAACAUCAAGCUGUGGAAGACCUUCACCGACUGCUUCAACUGCCUGCCCAUCGCUGCCAUAGUGGACGAGAAGAUCUUCUGCUGCCACGGAGGUCUCUCUCCUGACCUGCAGUCUAUGGAGCAGAUCAGACGGAUCAUGAGACCCACAGAUGUGCCUGACACAGGCCUCCUGUGCGAUCUGCUGUGGUCGGACCCAGACAAGGACGUCCAGGGCUGGGGCGAGAAUGACCGUGGCGUCUCCUUCACCUUCGGAGCGGAUGUGGUCAGCAAGUUCCUGAACCGCCACGACCUGGACCUGAUCUGCAGAGCCCACCAGGUGGUAGAAGACGGUUAUGAGUUCUUUGCCAAGCGGCAGCUGGUGACUCUGUUCUCGGCUCCAAACUACUGCGGAGAGUUCGACAACGCCGGCGGCAUGAUGAGCGUGGAUGAAACCCUGAUGUGCUCCUUCCAGAUCCUGAAGCCGUCUGAGAAGAAAGCCAAGUACCAGUAUGGAGGGAUGAACUCGGGACGGCCCGUCACCCCACCCCGCACAGCCCAACCCCCAAAGAAACGGUGAAGAAGGACGGAGGGAGGGAGGGAGGGAGAUACGGAAUGAGAGCGAACUCGGUGAUUGUCUCCUGUUGGCUUUUCACAACUCUGAGUAAAAGCAACGCUCGGCAGCGGAGGCAAACAGACGAGCGCGGCGGCUGAUUUUAAAAAGACGCACCCAAACCUGUCUUUCAUUAAAAAUCUAAUUUCUCUGAUCUGCCUCUGAGCUGCUGUCACACACUCUUCUUCUUCCUCCUCGAUGCUUUUCAUCCGUGUAACAUUUUUAAAAACAAGUGUUAAAAAAGAAAAUAUGCGAGAACAGCGAAGGCGUCAUUCUGUAGCGUAUCAGAGUGUUUUCUUUUUCUUUUGUCUUUUUGUCCUUUUGCCUUUUUUUUCUUGACAACAGAAUGACAGCUAAUUUAGUUUACCACAUCUCCUUACUUCCCUGCCUGUACACACACACACACACACACACACACACAAACAACAGGUAUCAAUGACAACAGCUGGGUUUUCAAUAAAUAAUACAGGGAAUAAAUCCA